AUGGCUUCCUCCAACGGAUCUACACCGACCUCUAGCUCGACGGCAAAGUCGAAUCGAACCAGCGCUUCUGUCGCUUCCACAGAGCCCAAUAAUAAUACCGGCCGCAGCGGGAAUGGCUCUGACCCUGACACACGAGCUGCGCCGCGCCAAAAUCCACCUUCAAUGUCCCUAGUUCCUCCCCGAAUAUCGACUGCCGACAGCCUUUCUGCCCCAGUCACUCGACACAACUCGGCGAAUUCCUCGCGUGAGACUUCUCCCAUCCGACCAAAAGACAACAGCACUUCCUCAUCCUCAACCCGCACUCCCUCGCGAACAAAACACAGUGCGAGUCCUAGCCCUAACCGUCGUGUCAGUGGAACCGGCUCUGCUGUCACUUCUGCUCCCUCCUCAGCCGCCGUUCAAAAGGCCUUUUCGCAAAUCAACAAACCAGACCUUCAGCAGACUACCUCUGCCGACCAAAAUCUCGAUGCUGGCGAUCCGGACCGAGCAAGUAUGCCACCGCCGCGCACGUCUAGGCGACGUAGCUCACUCACAAAUGGCACGAGGAUUCCCAUCUCCAAGACGUCUGACUCAUCCGAGGUUGCUGCCAACAUCUCGACCAAGAGGACACCUAUAACUCCUGAAGAUGCAAGAACCUCGCCGACGAAAACUGCCUUUGAAGACGGCGGAUCUGGUGCGCGUAGGCCGUCCGCUAGAAAUGUUACCGGGCCUUCCACUCCCCUCGAGACCGUGCAAGAAUCAUCCAGCGUGCCUUCCACUCCCUUGAAAGACAAAGCAGACUUGGCGCGCCCCGAAGAGCCCACAAAAUCGAAAGCAUACGAAUCGCUCCAACAAGCUGUCGAGAGUGGGAGUGACAGCGGUGGGAAUAAGAGCUCGGAGUCAAAGGAAGAAACACGCAAGGCCUCUUCUACCACUCGGCCACCCGGCGCCAUCCUUCCACAGAAAUCAUUCACCUCUCUAAACAGCGCUCGAGGAAAGCCUGGCGAUGGCUCUGCCCACAACAUGAUCGUCGAGACGGAGACUGUGAGCUCUAUCCCGCAGGUUUCACUCGGCGUCGGUGCAGGAGAACGGGGAAACUCGAAUAGGAAUGAUCAAGGUGGUACACUCAGGAUGAAACCCAGUGUUGAAACCAUCCGCCCCCGGAAAGAGAAGAAAAGGACCGUUCGCAAAGCAACCAACGUGCCCGGAGUGGCAUCGUCCAAAGCGGACAUCUUCGAGGCCAAGGUAGCUAGCGCAAUUGAUGACGCCGAUGUCUCCGAUUCCGACGAGACUUUCGUCUACGAAUCCAACCCGCCAGAGCCGCUCCCACCCCGUCGCUAUCACUCGAGAACCCCUAGUACGACGUCCAUGGCCAGUCAGGCUGAGCAGUUCGCCAACCGAUCUCGACUUGCACCGAGAGAUGGAAAUGGGGUGACCGUCAAGCGGAGUAUGAAAUUUACCAACAAUUACAACUCUAACCUGGAUAGCGAUUUGGGUGAUGUAGACCAACGGAGCGUCAGCGGUAGAGGCGACAAUAACACCCACUCCACCCGACACCAUCACAUUGGUCGUCAUGGGCGAGGCGGUGGCUAUCCGUCCCUCUUUGACAGUGACUCUCCAUUUCCACCGCAAGGCCCCCCGCCACGGUCUCCUCGGCACUACAUCGGUAAUGGCUUUCGUCAAAGUCGACGAGGAUUCACUCCGCGCUCAAAUCCAAAUUAUCGAACUCUUGGCGGGCCCAAGAGCAUGAGUGAUGAGUACGUUGACGAUUUCGACGCCGACGGCGCUGAUGACGAACGUACGCCUUUAGUACCAUCCUCUUACCGGAUGUCUCGUAACCGCAAUGGGCGUCGACCAGGCAGCGCUAGCAUGCGACAAAUGGAGUAUAUCGAACGACAGCGGAACUGUUUCUCUCGCUAUGGAGGCUGUAUUAUCGCAUCUUUCCUGAUCUUGAUUCUUGUUGGCGGAGCGGCAACUUUCUUCGCUGCGCUGACUCGACCUCUUCUAGAAAUCGAGGUAACCAAGCUUUCAAAUGUGCUUGCAUCUCAACAAGAGAUCAUCGUGGAUGUGCAUAUCAGCGCCGUCAAUCCAAAUAUUUUCCCUAUCUCUAUCGCGAAAAUGGAUGCCGACAUUUUUGCGAAAAGCCGAUAUGUCGGCAGCGACAAGUUUUGGCGAGAGCAUGGUCCCCACCCCGAAGACUUUCCACGCGUUGAGCGCAGCAACCUUCGUGCUAGACUUGCGCAGUUGGUUCGAUCACCUUUGUCUGAGUCUUCCGAUAUUGUGUCAUCCUCGGGCAAUGUGGAUCACGGCACUGAUCCAAUCCCUGACCCUAGUGAUCCUUCGGGUGAUGCUUUGUCGAUGUUGCUGGGACGAGUCUUUAAGUUUGAGUCUCCCAUCAUUUUCGAUCCCUCCCCAUGGAGACGCACUCCGUCUACGUCAGUUGGAGAGAUUCGUCUACCUAAGCCUGGCAAUAAGACUGAGGAAGGCGGUAGUGCACGCUGGGAAAAGGUGUUGCAGCACCCAUUUGAGCUCAUUGUGCGCGGUGAGGUCAAGUACUCACUGCCUCUGAUGUCGAGUAUGCGCUCUGCACCAGUCAAUGCCAAAAUCCAAGUUUCGCCGAACGAUGAUGGAAACAACGACAGCAAGCCUGACAUUCCUGAAAACGGCACUUACCACACGAAUGUUGCGCGGUCUUCCGUCCACGCAGCGGCAUCUCUUCUACUUGCCUGA
This is a messenger RNA of Talaromyces rugulosus, 2709 nucleotides long. RefSeq lists its product as uncharacterized. Bases 1 to 2709 code for a protein of 902 amino acids. Gene Ontology annotation, biological process: protein localization to vacuolar membrane; positive regulation of phosphatidylinositol biosynthetic process; vacuole inheritance. The record is from RefSeq and is a predicted model, not a curated record. The transcript has a single exon. Lineage: Eukaryota; Fungi; Ascomycota; Eurotiomycetes; Eurotiales; Trichocomaceae. Gene Ontology annotation, cellular component: fungal-type vacuole membrane; PAS complex.